AUGCACUCCACUCUCAAGUCCCCCCCUCCUCCGCUCUUCUAUCCCUUUCCUUUCUUUUGCUUCUUUUCUACCCCUUUCAUUCCUUCCACUACCUCUCUGCUAAUCGAGUUCUACUCGUCAGUAGGCCUUCCCCCUACCUUCCCCAGUCCUAUUGCGACCUCCUCGAGGUCUAAUCAAGCGCUUUUUGUACUUCUUGCAGGAGCUCCAAAGACCAGAUCCUCGCCAUCUUCGCCUGUCCCACCGGCGAUUCCGCUUGUCGAUGGCGAAUGCCGCGUUGAUAGAAGCUUCUUCACCGCGCACCCGGCUUGUUCAAACGCCUCACUGGUCAACAUCAGUGUUCUCGUACUCGCCGCACUCACUCAGCAUGUCCACCUCGUCGAGACCCCCCGCUCGCUGCUCGAGACGCCGAGCACGAUCUCUCUACGCACUUACGACGACGCUGACGUGCCGCUUGACGGCACAUCGAAGCCGGUGGGGGGAAUUCUUGUCAAAAUGUGUCCAGCGACCCUCCCACGACGCCGGGAGCUUGUCCCGCGACCAGGCAGAGGACGAACGGCGGCAUUCACGGACGUCGACAUCGACCUCGACGAUGCCAAAACCAAGCUCAGAUCGCCCCUGACGAUAUCUCGACGCGCGCGCCACUCGCCGCGUAGAUAUACUCGCUGCUGCUCCCUCACGCCGUGUGGCGGCACGGCACGGUUUCUCGGGACGAAGUCGACACUCUCGCCGUCCCCAUGCCGCUCGCCGACAUUCUGCCAGGGUCGUGCGACGCUCCAACACGCAUCCAGAUAA
Messenger RNA from Schizophyllum commune H4-8, 792 nucleotides. RefSeq lists its product as uncharacterized. Lineage: Eukaryota; Fungi; Basidiomycota; Agaricomycetes; Agaricales; Schizophyllaceae. Bases 1 to 792 code for a protein of 263 amino acids. The transcript has 7 exons. The record is from RefSeq and is a predicted model, not a curated record.